AUGGCAUCCCAGGUUUUCAGCCGUAUAGGGUGCCUUGGUGAUUCUCAUAACGAUACGCAGAGACGCUCAGUCUCCCCUUCUCCUAAACUAUCACCCACAAUUAGAUCCAUGGGCAACAACGGCGGAGAUAUGUCAACAUCCAACGAGACUCCCCUGGACGGAGAAGUUAGCAAUGUAGACGAGCCAGCCGAAAGCAAAGGGAUUACCUUUGCGAACCAGAACUCGUUGCCCAAGCUACCUAUACCAGACCUCGAGUCGACUUGUGCAAAGUAUCUGGAGACUCUAGCCCCACUGCAGAGCCCAGAAGAACGUGUAGCAACAAAAGCUGCAGUGAAAGAAUUCAUGGAGGUCGAAGGGCCUGAACUUCAGGAAAAGCUGAAGAAAUAUGCUACUUCAAAGUCCAGCUAUAUAGAACAAUUUUGGUAUGACUCUUAUCUGAAUUUUGAUAACCCUGUUGUCCUCAACUUGAACCCGUUCUUUCUGCUGGCGGACGAUCCAACACCAGCAAGAAACAAUCAAGUAACGAGAGCUGCCUCCCUGGUUGUUUCUGCCUUGUCGUUUGUUCGUGCCGUACGCAAAGAGGAGCUUGCACCGGAUACGGUACGCGGCAAACCGCUUUGCAUGUUCCAAUACUCGCGGUUAUUUGGAACGGCACGAGUUCCAACACCUCAUGGAUGCGUGAUUGGUCAAGACUCUUCAUCGAGACAUCUCGUUGUACUAUGCCGGGGUCAGUUCUACUGGUUCGACGUCCUGGAUGAAAACAACGACCACCUGAUGAGUGAAAAAGAUAUCUCGAUGAAUCUCAAGGUGAUUAUUGAUGAUGCACAGCAGACACCAGCUCAGGAGGCGGCUAAAGGGGCUGUAGGUGUCUUGAGUACAGAGAAUAGGAAAGUAUGGUCAAAGCUGAGAGAUAUUUUGACCCAUGAUGCCACCUCAAACAAUGCAGAAUGCCUGAAUAUCGUUGACACUGCCUUGUUUGUUCUCUGUUUAGAUUCUACGGAGCCCUCCAACGUGGCGGAACUCUGUGGAAACAUGCUCUGUGGCACAAGUGAGAUUGUUCGAGGGGUGCAGAUUGGAACGUGCAUGAACAGAUGGUACGAUAAGCUACAGAUUAUCGUGUGCAAAAACGGCAGCGCAGGGAUUAACUUUGAACAUACUGGUGUGGAUGGUCAUACCGUCCUUCGCUUUGCUAGCGAUGUUUACACGGAUACCAUCCUUCGUUUUGCCAGGACUAUCAACGGCCAAGCACCGAGCCUAUGGGCAUCUAGCAGCCCUACACCAUGCAAACGCAACACGGCUAACAGUCUAGACGAUGCCAGUACGACGCCUCACAAGCUCGAAUGGGAUAUGGGGCCUGAAUUAAGUACGGCUCUGCGGUUCGCUGAAUCUCAUCUCGCAGACCUGCUGCGCCAGCAUGAGUUCGAGGCCCUGGACUUCGCCGGGUAUGGGAAGAAUUUUAUAACUAGCAUGGGCUUCUCGCCAGAUGCAUUUGUGCAGAUGGCGUUCCAAGCAGCUUAUUAUGGGCUGUACGGACGUAUCGAGACGACGUAUGAACCCGCGAUGACGAAGUUCUUCCUGCACGGAAGGACGGAGGCGAUUCGCACAGUCUCCGCCGAAUCAACGGAGUUUGUUAAGACGUUUUGGGGCGAUAACCCGGCGAUAGAGAAGGUGAAGGCCCUGAAAAGGGCGUGUGAGAAACAUGUAGAUUCAACGAGGACAUGUUCGAAGGGAUUGGGCCAGGACAGGCAUCUUUACGCACUCUACUGUCUUUGGCAGAGGUCCUUUGGGGAUGGCACUGCGGUGUUGGUUAGUACAGACGACCAGUCGUCCGCAGUUGAUACACCAGAGGAGGUGCAUAUCAGCACGCCCAGCUCCCGCAGCAGCCGUCAGCCACCGAGGACACCUGCGCUGUUCAGCGACCCAGGCUGGGAGAGAAUCAAUAACACAAUUCUCUCGACAUCGAACUGUGGGAACCCGUCACUUCGACAUUUUGGAUUUGGACCGACGUCCGGUGACGGGUUCGGAAUUGGAUACAUCAUCAAGGAGGACACUAUAUCCAUCUGCGCGUCCUCUAAACAUCGACAGACCAGCAGAUUCAUGGACACGCUGGAUUUAUAUCUGGUUGAGAUCCGCAAAUUACUGCGAGCAACAGACCAAUCGAGAGAGAAACGCAAGGCGACCGUCUCCGUUUCCGCACAGAACCAGGCCGCAGGGAAGUCCGAACGAAAGGGAAGAGUGAUCAGGACGGAAUCCCUGGGCGACAUGGAUGGCAUGGAGAGUGGUGACGACGAUGGGAUGGGCGGCUAUGGAUUCUUCGAUGCGGGAAUGCUCCUGCAUGCGCUCAAAGAAGUGAGAACGGGUGAGAAGGAGGACGGCAAGGCAUCGUCUCCCCGACGCCUGGUGGGAAAGAGCCUGAAGCUCAACGAAUACUAG
Molecule: messenger RNA, 2433 nt
Organism: Microsporum canis CBS 113480
Lineage: Eukaryota; Fungi; Ascomycota; Eurotiomycetes; Onygenales; Arthrodermataceae
Product: carnitine acetyl transferase
Exons: 4
Coding region: 1-2433 (810 amino acids)
Biological process (GO): carnitine metabolic process
Cellular component (GO): mitochondrion
Molecular function (GO): carnitine O-acetyltransferase activity
Source: RefSeq, a predicted model, not a curated record